ACAUCUCCAAGUGACUUCUCCAGUAGGAAAUAUAUUCCGCACGUGAAGCAAGCUGAUUGUUCCAAGUUUCCAUCCAAUAGUGUCCUGUCUGAGUUUCUCCUGGAUGAGGUAGUCUCGAUCGGUUCUACCGUCGGCACGUGAAAUAAGUUAGACAUAUUCUGAAAAAUAGCAGUACGAGUGAAAAAGUGAGGGAAGGAAGACGACGACGAAAACUUUAGCGGCGAACCUGGUGUGAUACGAAUGAAGAGCUUUGUUUUGCACCAAUUCUGCAAAAUUUAGGUUGAUCACAAUGACCGCCAACUUUCUUAAAGAUUACAUGGACUUGGAUGAGUUUUUGGCCGUCAAAGAUCUUUGCACUGGCCUUUCUCGAACUGAGAGUGAUUACUCGGAAGAUGAAAUCGAUCAAGACAUCGCUAAUCUCGUGGACGAUGAAGAUGUCCCUCCGUUUUACACCUUUCCACCUUCGAAUAUUCCUCAGCUAUCUCCAGAUUGCUUCGGAGGUAGUACCAGCGAUACGGACGAGGGACGAGGUGAGAGUGUUAGCUCUGAAAAUCCUGCCUCUUUAAGCUCGAGUGAGUCCCUUAAUUCAAAUGAGACCGAGAGAGCCUCUCCCAAGAAGAGAAAGCGCAAAUCAACAGUGAAAAAUGACGACGCACAGAAAACAAGUGCACCGCGAAGAAGGAGAAGGAAAGCAGAAGAUACCAAAGAGAAACAGGGGAAUACAACAGCUGGCAAUGAUGAGGGAAAACAGCCGCGAAAGAUCUCGCGACAGACAGUGAACGACGAUGUUAAAGAUGAAAAAUACUGGGAGAGAAGGAGGAAGAACAAUCAAGCUGCCAAAAGAUCUCGAGAUCUCAAGAGACAGAAAGAGUUAUGUGUUGCGGAAAGAGCUGCUUCGCUGGAAGACGAGAACAGACAGUUACGAGAGGAAGUUCAGAAACUUCGUGACUAUCUCAGAACUCUAGACGAAAAGAUGGAUAAAUCUUCUACAGACUCUCAGUGAAGAAAUCUCCUUUGCACAAGAUGCUGUAAAUAUUGAUUUUGUUCCCUCGCCCUUUCCUUGGGGCUAAAGUCUUCUGCACUGAAAAUUCACCAUGGAAAGCUGCUGACCAAUUUUGUGGCAAUACUUAAGUUUCCAGCACUAAUUACAGGGUUUAAUGCCAACCUGUUAUCAAGAGUGUGCAGUUGUACUGUACCUUGCCAGACACUUGGACUGGACUCUACCUAUUCAUGUUCAAGGUGGGGACGUUAUUUGGUAUUUGAGGCUGUGCUCUUGCAAAGCACAGGUACCAUAAACAAGUGAGCUAAAGUUUUGGGUUACUUGAUGUGUAUUGUCUUCAUAUGAAGUCUAAGAAGAGCUUGGCACCCAAGAUUUCUGACAGGAAAGCCUUUGUCUUUUAGGUGUUGAAAUGUCAGGGAUAUGUCGAAUGCUAGCCUUGUUGUGUCUAGCGGUGAGGGAUGGGGUAUACCCAAAUGCUCUGUGAAUUUUGAGACAAAAGUUAAUUUUACAUUCGCACCCUUUCACAAAUCCUUGUGCAAAAUGGCUCAAGGUAAGCAAACUGUACUUUUCAUAGAUAAAAGAAUCUGAAAUUUUUAAUCAACUAUAAUUGUUCAUAUUGACAGGAAUUAGCUGAUGAGUUCCUGGCAUCCUAUUAAAUAUUGACAAAAAAUUUUGAGUUAACUUGUUCACUGUAAUAAUUAUUGUAAGUAAGUAUGUUCAGAGAAGGUUAUGAUUCAAAGAAUUAUGAUGCAGAAAUAGGUAGUGAUAGCAGGUAGUAAUAAUGAUAUGCAUUCAUAAUUCAUACUUGAUAUUCUUGUAAAAUUACAGCAGUGUGUUAUUUAUAGAUUCUGGAUAACAGCUCCAAACUUGGAAGUUGGUGAUCAAACACCAAAUAGGAGUGGUUUUUACAGGUUAAUUAUGGAAAGUGAUUAAGUGAUAUCACUGUUGAAUUAAGGAAUACCUUUUCAAAUUUGAUUGAAGUAGUUCUAGUAUGUUUACAUAUUUUAUUUGCCAAAGUGUUGUAAUGGAACAUGUAGGUGUAUGUAAUUUUUUUUUCUAUCUCACAUUUGAGAAAUGUAACAUCAACAUUUAUACCUUGGUCUGGUAGUGUUUCAAAACAAUUGGUAUUGAUUGAUGUGUAGUUUCAUUAGGUGUUUGACAUAAAGUGAUUUUAAUUAACCAAAAUAAUAAUUAAAAAAGUUUGGAUUUGUU
Messenger RNA from Pocillopora verrucosa, 2212 nucleotides. Its product is annotated as thyrotroph embryonic factor-like. The record is from RefSeq and is a predicted model, not a curated record. Lineage: Eukaryota; Metazoa; Cnidaria; Anthozoa; Scleractinia; Pocilloporidae. Gene Ontology annotation, molecular function: DNA-binding transcription factor activity, RNA polymerase II-specific; RNA polymerase II cis-regulatory region sequence-specific DNA binding. Gene Ontology annotation, cellular component: nucleus. Gene Ontology annotation, biological process: regulation of transcription by RNA polymerase II.